Messenger RNA from Lutra lutra (Eurasian river otter), 1140 nucleotides. The record is from the annotation of a RefSeq genome assembly. Lineage: Eukaryota; Metazoa; Chordata; Mammalia; Carnivora; Mustelidae.
AUGACCAACAUUCGCAAAACUCACCCAUUAGCCAAAAUCAUCAACAACUCGCUCAUCGAUCUGCCCGCGCCAUCGAAUAUUUCAGCAUGAUGAAAUUUUGGAUCCCUGCUAGGAACCUGCUUAAUCCUUCAGAUUCUUACAGGUUUAUUUUUAGCCAUACACUACACAUCAGACACAACCACAGCCUUCUCAUCAGUCGCACACAUUUGCCGAGACGUCAACUACGGCUGGAUUAUCCGAUACAUACACGCAAACGGAGCCUCCAUAUUCUUCAUCUGCCUGUUCCUACAUGUAGGACGCGGCCUAUACUACGGAUCUUAUAUAUUCCCUGAAACAUGAAACACUGGUAUUAUUCUACUAUUCGCAACCAUAGCAACAGCAUUCAUAGGUUACGUAUUACCAUGAGGACAAAUAUCCUUUUGAGGCGCAACCGUAAUCACCAACUUACUAUCAGCCAUCCCAUACAUCGGAACUAGUCUUGUAGAAUGAAUCUGAGGAGGAUUCUCAGUAGACAAAGCCACCCUGACACGAUUCUUCGCUUUCCACUUUAUCCUGCCAUUCAUCAUCUUAGCACUAGCAACAAUCCACCUGCUGUUUCUCCACGAAACAGGAUCCAACAACCCCUCCGGAAUUCCAUCCAACUCUGACAAAAUCCCAUUUCACCCCUACUACACCAUCAAAGACAUCCUAGGAGCCCUACUCCUAGCCCUAAUACUUAUAAUACUAGUACUAUUCUCCCCAGACCUGUUAGGAGACCCAGACAACUACACUCCUGCCAACCCGCUCAAUACACCACCCCAUAUCAAACCUGAAUGAUACUUUCUAUUCGCGUACGCAAUCCUACGAUCCAUCCCUAACAAACUUGGAGGAGUAUUGGCCCUAGUCCUAUCCCUCCUAAUCCUAGCUAUCGUCCCACUAUUACACACCUCAAAACAACGGAGCAUAAUAUUCCGACCACUAAGCCAAUGCCUAUUCUGACUAUUAGUAGCUGACCUUCUUACCCUAACCUGAAUCGGCGGUCAACCAGUAGAACAUCCAUUCAUCACCAUUGGCCAACUAGCCUCAAUCCUUUACUUCACACUCCUCUUAAUUCUCAUACCAAUCGCGAGCAUUAUCGAGAACAACCUAUUAAAAUGAAGA